AUGUCUGCAGGUGAUAUUAACGUGAUAAAAAAGAACAAUAAUAAAAAAUCAAGAAGAAGAAAGAAGAGAAGAACUGCUGAUGUUUCCUCUGAUUCUGAUUCUUCUUCAUCUUCCUCAUCUUCUGAUAAUGAAGAAAUUAUAACGAAUGAUGAUAAUGUUGAAAAUAAAGAUGUGAUCGUAUCCGAUGUUGAAUUAUCUGACAAUGAAUCGUCUGUCCCAAUGAAGUCUGAAAAGGCUGCAGAAUUUUUAGAUGAUGAAACGAAGGAUAGAUUAAAUAAUAUUCCAUUUACUACUACAGAUUUAACUCAGAGAUCGAAUGGUCAACGAAAUCAAGAAGGUACUCAAGUUGAUUUACAGAAAGUGGAAGAAGCUAUUAAUGAUGCAAAAUUGAAAUUUUCCGAUGCGAUUAAUGAAAGAAAAUCUACAAUUAAUGGUAAUAAUACUAAUGCAGAAAAGAUUGAAAAUGAUUUGAAGAAUCAAUAUCUUGGUUUAUUAUUUGAAAAUUAUGGUGAUGAUAUUAAUGAAUUGAGGACUGCUCCUGAUUUUACUACCAAAUCAUUGACUCUUCUGGCAAAUGUUUUAAAGGAAGGUUCAGGAAUGUUUGAUGUGAAUACAUUACAGACUAUUCUUGAGUCUAAAUAG
This is a messenger RNA of Naumovozyma dairenensis CBS 421, 642 nucleotides long. It is a transcript of the gene RSA3, whose product is annotated as Rsa3p. Gene Ontology annotation, biological process: ribosomal large subunit assembly. The transcript has a single exon. Bases 1 to 642 code for a protein of 213 amino acids. NCBI's taxonomy places the organism in Eukaryota, Fungi, Ascomycota, Saccharomycetes, Saccharomycetales, Saccharomycetaceae. Gene Ontology annotation, cellular component: preribosome, large subunit precursor. The record is from RefSeq and is a predicted model, not a curated record.